Messenger RNA from Podarcis raffonei (Aeolian wall lizard), 3109 nucleotides. It is a transcript of the gene JADE3, whose product is annotated as jade family PHD finger 3. Gene Ontology annotation, cellular component: histone acetyltransferase complex. Gene Ontology annotation, biological process: regulation of transcription by RNA polymerase II. NCBI's taxonomy places the organism in Eukaryota, Metazoa, Chordata, Lepidosauria, Squamata, Lacertidae. The record is from RefSeq and is a predicted model, not a curated record. The transcript is spliced from 11 exons. The coding region runs from base 428 to 2893 and encodes 821 amino acids.
UGCGAGGCGGCGGUGGCGGCGGCAGCUCCAGCAGCAAGCAGAAGCGGCAGUGUCAAUAAUACAAUAGGGCUCUUGUGCCGCCGCCUGGCCUGCCAAGAGGGAGACUGCAAAGGCACAGGGCCUGCUCGCCCCUACGAGCGACAGGGGGCACGGCGGGGGGCGCUCGCGGCGACAGGCUUGGCCAAGCGACAUGCCGGAGCGCGGGGCCGGCCCGUAGCCACGGAGCGCCCAGGCCGAGGCAGGCGGGAGCGGGAAGGGGAACGGCGCCGCGGCCGAAGAGGAACCGGGGAGGGCGGUGGGCAAGAAGAGGAGGAGGAGAUGGACGGCGUGAAGUAGCAGCGUCAGCCUUGGCCCCUGGGCUGGGGAGUCUCGGGGCGCGCAAACGCUGCUGGCGCCGCCCGCUCCAGAGCCACAAGGAUGCGUCAGGAUGAAACGCCACAGGCAUCUAAGCAGCAGUGACAGUUCAGACAAUGAAAGUCCUUCUACUUCUUUCUCCUUUUGUUCCAAGUACAGAAGCAAGUCAAAAACACCAGCAAAUGAACAAAAGAAACCUGCUGAGGUGUUUCGAAAGGAUCUCAUUAGUGCCAUGAAACUCCCAGAUUCUCAUCAUAUUAACCCAGAUGAAUAUUACCUCUUUGCGGACACAUGGAAACAAGAAUGGGAAAAGGGUGUGCAAGUCCCAGCCAGCCCAGACACGAUUCCACAACCUUCUCUCAGAGUCGUAGCGGAAAAAGUAAAGCAAGUACUAUAUACACGGCCUAGAAAAUACAUUCGUUGUUCAAGUCAAGAGCCCACUGAACCUGGCUAUAUCAACAUUCUGGAACUGGCAGAAUCGAUGUGUCGUUAUGACUUGGAUGAUAUGGACAUUUUCUGGCUUCAGGAAGUAAAUGAGGAGCUUGCUGAAAUGGGUUGUGGGCAGCUUGAUGAGAACACAAUGGAGAAAAUGGUGGAAGUCCUGGAACGUCACUGUCACGAGAACAUGAACCAUGCCAUUGAGACAGAGGAGGGGCUGGGUAUUGAAUAUGAUGAAGAUGUCAUCUGUGAUGUGUGCCGGUCCCCUGACAGUGAAGAUGGGAAUGAUAUGGUGUUUUGUGACAAAUGCAACAUCUGUGUGCAUCAGGCAUGCUAUGGCAUCCUAAAGGUUCCUGAAGGAAGCUGGCUGUGUCGUACUUGUGUUCUAGGUAUACACCCUCAGUGUCUCUUGUGUCCAAAGAGAGGUGGGGCCAUGAAAGCUACAAGGACAGGCACCAAGUGGGCGCAUGUGAGCUGUGCUCUUUGGAUUCCAGAGGUAAGCAUUGCUUGUCCAGAAAGAAUGGAACCAAUUACCAAAGUGUCCCAUAUUCCACCAAGUAGAUGGGCUUUAGUUUGCAGCUUAUGCAAAUUGAAAACUGGUGCUUGUAUCCAGUGCUCUGUGAAGAGCUGCAUUACUGCCUUUCAUGUCACGUGUGCCUUUGAGCAUAGCCUGGAGAUGAAAACAAUCCUGGACGAUGGCGAUGAAGUCAAGUUCAAGUCGUACUGUCUAAAGCAUAGCAAAACCAAGCAGAGCUUGAUGCCCGACGCAGACGUUAAUCCCAAGAGCACAGCAGACCAGAAGCAGACCGAGAGCGAGAAAACCAGUUUGCGUGCUCAGAAGCUUCGGGAGCUGGAGGAGGAGUUCUACUCCCUAGUGAGGAUUGAUGACGUCGCAGCAGAACUCGGCCUCCCUAAACUCACUGUGGACUUGAUCUAUAAUUACUGGAAACUAAAACGGAAAAGUAACUUUAAUAAACCAUUAUUUCCUCCCAGGGAGGAUGAGGAAAACGGCUUGGUUCAGCCAAAAGAAGAUAGCAUUCAUACUCGAAUGAGGAUGUUCAUGCAUUUGAGGCAGGAUCUAGAGAGGGUAAGAAAUCUUUGCUACAUGGUAAGCAGAAGAGAGAAGUUAAAACUUUCUCACAGCAAAGCACAUGAGCAGGUUUUCAAUUUGCAAGUCCAGCUUAUCAAUCAGGAAAUUGCUGCAGGCCAUUCUCUGACAAGUGCACUGGAAAACACGCUGUUUUAUCCACCUCCUAGAAUCACCUUGAAGCUUAAGAUGCCAAAAUCAACAUUAGGUGAUUGCAAAAAUAAAUUGAAAUCUGGUAAACCACUUUCUCCUGACAACAACGUCGUGGUUUACAGCAAAAAGGGUAUUCCAGUAUCCAAAGAGACUUUUGUUUCAAAUAUGAAAGCCUACUCGAGGUUUCAGCAUGAGAACAGGAGCAAUGGCUUGCUGGGAGGGAUGGUGAAGUCUAGGAACGAAGCAGCAAAGAAUUCUGGACCUGCACAUACAUCUGACUUCCAUCGCGGACAGUCGUCUGGCAAACCCUUAGCACUUCAAGCUGCAUUGCAUGGACAGUCCUCCAUUGGGAACGGGAAAAUUCAGCAGCACUCUAAUCUAGCAAAGUCUAAUGGCUUAAUGGGCAGAGUUGGGGAUGUCACUCAGCGAGACAGCUCUAGCCAAACGACAUACGAGCAGCAGUCUGUGCUCUCUGCCCACUUGGCUAGCCAGAGCAGCUUCAGGAAAUCAACAAUAGAACACUUUAGCAGGUCCUUCAAAGAAGCGACCAACAGUUUGGUGAGGACCACGGAAGAUCUCAGAUGCUGUGAAAAGCCCUCAAGAAGGCUGUCGAUGAGAGAGCGUUCGUGGGGCAAGCAAACUCUUGAAUAUCAGAUGGGGAGUGCCCCGUACCAGGACAAUGAUGGGUAUUGUCCCGAUUUGGAACUCAGUGACUCUGAAGCUGAAAGCGAUGAGAAUAAAGGACAGAUAAGACUGAGAAAAAGCAGCUCAGAGAGAGAGGUCCCAAGUAAAGACUUUAAUAGAGAUUGUCAUAGUAGAAGUAAAAGGAAUUUGAUUUCUCACAGUUCAGUACAAAGGUGAUUAGAAACCCCGGAUAAUGGGAAUAGCUCAGCCUUCGUAUGUCCAAGAUUAUUGAUGCAAACCUUAGGAAAUCUGCAGGUUACAGUGUAGGAUCUGUGAGCAAAUGACGAACUUGCUUUUUUUAAGUGGCGAAUUGGUUUACCCUUUUUUGAAAAGAUUGUUAAUUGGGGUUUUUUCCUAUAAGUGCUAUAUAAGUAAAGGUUACUUUAAAUAUCA